CACGAACGCGGUCUACCAGCUUGCGCCCCAGUCGACAGCAUCACUGACACACCUCUCCACAUCCAAAAUUCGAUUCAAACCAACCCACCUUUGCUCAAUCCACCACCCAGAAGCUUCAACCUCCUAAAAAUCACAAUGUCUUCAUUCCUCCUCCGCCGCGCACCUCGCGCCCUCCCCCUCAGCGCCCGCACCUUCUCAACAGCUCCCGCGCGCUCCUCCUUCGCAAAAAUGACCAUCAUCGGCCGUCUCGCAGACACGCCUGAGCGGCAAGCUACGAGCACGGGGCAGGAGAUCUUGCGGUAUGCGGUAGGCACGAACAGCGGACCGAGGGAUAACCAGAAGACGAGCUGGUUUAGGGUGACGAGCUUUUUGCCAGAGGGACCCCACAGAGAUUUUAUUGCUAGUUUAGAUAAGGGAACUCUGGUCUACGUCGAGGGCGAUGCCUCAAUGUCUUCAUACCAAGAUGCGGAGGGCAAGACCAGAACCUCUUUGAACUUAGUUCAGCAAAAACUCGAGGUCCUCUCGCCGAAGAAGCCUCAGCAAUAGAUGCUAUGUCCAUGCCACUAUUCAACCCCUGCACGAUAAAAGAAACCCGACUUCCCUUUGUUAGUGACGAAUGAAUAUUUGAGAGUUGGCGGCGUUAAUUACUGUACGAAUUGCACAAUACCUGUAAGAUCGAGGGGGGGCGGGGUCUACAUAUCAAAUACAUCUCUUCUCACUUAUGCUAUUUCUAUUCCAGUCCAUAAGUCACAAUCAAGAGCACAUCAUUUACAAGAAAGGGAUACGUUUCGCUACUGCACAAGGUAAAAGUUCGCAUUUUACCUCAACGCUAUCGACAACAGAGAACCAAAGCGCAGAGCUCGAUCAACCGAGACGGUAACAGUCUGCCUUCUACGCGGCCAGUUUCAUGCCAACAAAUUUCUUCGUACAACAUUGGGUGCGAUGCGAUUCUCAAUCUUUAAGACUUUGUUAGAUUUUAGGAGAAUAUACAAUGUGCAAUGUCCCG
Molecule: messenger RNA, 1006 nt
Organism: Hyaloscypha bicolor E
Lineage: Eukaryota; Fungi; Ascomycota; Leotiomycetes; Helotiales; Hyaloscyphaceae
Product: nucleic acid-binding protein
Exons: 3
Coding region: 136-546 (136 amino acids)
Biological process (GO): mitochondrial DNA replication; positive regulation of helicase activity
Cellular component (GO): mitochondrial nucleoid
Molecular function (GO): single-stranded DNA binding
Source: RefSeq, a predicted model, not a curated record